UUGCGCGUGAUCUGUGCUGCCGGGCCUCUGCCCCUCCCUCUGGGCGGAGCUUCCUUUUCACUGCCAGACUUAAGCCGAGGCCUUUGGGUCCCUAGAGGGGUGCAGCACCGAGCUCAGGCUACGCUGCUGUGUUCACACUGUGUGCUUGCGCCAAGGGGGCAAUGGCAGCUCCCUUUGUCCUCCUGCACACUGGGCAGAAGAUGCCCCUGAUUGGUCUAGGCACAUGGAAGAGUGAUCCCGGCCAGGUAAAAGCAGCCGUUAAAUAUGCCCUUAGUGUAGGCUACCGCCACAUUGACUGUGCUGCUGUCUAUGGCAACGAGACUGAGAUUGGGGAGGCCCUGAAGGAGGACGUGGGACCAGGCAAGGCAGUGCUCCGGGAGGAGCUAUUUGUGACAUCCAAGCUGUGGAACACCAAGCAUCACCCUGAUGAUGUGGAGCCUGCCCUCCGGAAGACACUGGCUGACCUUCAGCUGGAGUAUCUGGACCUGUACCUGAUGCACUGGCCUCAUGCCUUUGAACGGGGUGACAACCUCUUUCCCAAGAAUGCUGAUGGGACUGUCCGCUAUGACUCCAUCCACUACAAGGAGACCUGGAAGGCUAUGGAGGCACUGGUGGCGAAGGGGCUGGUACGAGCUCUGGGCCUAUCCAACUUCAACAGUCGGCAGAUUGAUGAUAUACUCAGUGUGGCCUCUGUGCGCCCAGCUGUCUUACAGGUGGAAUGCCAUCCAUACUUGGCUCAGAAUGAACUGAUUGCCCACUGCCUUUCACGUGGCCUGGAGGUGACUGCUUAUAGUCCUUUGGGUUCCUCUGAUCGUGUUUGGCGCCAUCCUGAUGAGCCUGUCCUGCUUGAGGAACCACUGGUCCUGGCACUGGCUGAGAAGUAUGGCCGAUCUCCAGCUCAGAUCUUGCUCAGGUGGCAGGUUCAGCGGAAAGUGAUCUGCAUCCCUAAAAGUAUCACUCCUUCUCGUAUCCUUCAGAACAUCCAGGUGUUUGACUUCGCCUUUAGCCCAGAAGAGAUGACACAGCUAGGUACACUGAACAAAAAUUGGAGAUAUAUUGUGCCCAUGAUUACGGUGGAUGGGAAGUUGGUCCCAAGAGAUGCUGGGCACUCUUUGUAUCCCUUUAAUGACCCAUACUGAGACCACAGUUUCCUGGCAUCCCUUCCAGCUCUCCAACUGAGGUUCUGCUGGCCACCCCACAAAAAAAGGGAGUUAAUAAAAUCAUUGGACCAUA
This is a messenger RNA of Marmota monax (woodchuck), 1233 nucleotides long. RefSeq names its product aldo-keto reductase family 1 member A1 (gene Akr1a1). Gene Ontology annotation, cellular component: cytosol. Gene Ontology annotation, molecular function: aldose reductase (NADPH) activity. Gene Ontology annotation, biological process: aldehyde catabolic process. Lineage: Eukaryota; Metazoa; Chordata; Mammalia; Rodentia; Sciuridae. The record is from RefSeq and is a predicted model, not a curated record. The coding region runs from base 162 to 1139 and encodes 325 amino acids. The transcript is spliced from 9 exons.